CUUUUUCAUCUCAAGAGAGAGAGAGAGAGAAAAAACUAACAAAAAAGGUCUCUUCCGCCAUCGCCUCCUUGCCAAUGGCGGGUUUCACCGGCGACGACCCCUUCGGCUUCGACUACGACUUCGGGGACGACGGCGACAACGGCCCGUUCUGCUACGACCCAUUCGAAGACUACGGUGUCGGUGGGGACGAAGGCGAGGGGCUAAUCGGCGGCCCCUUCGCGCUCGACUACGGAGACGGCGGGGAGUACUGCAUCUCAGGUUUCGCCUUACGCGACGGCGAUGAAGACGACGGAGGCCACGUCCUCGUGGGAGAGGAACAGGGGCAGGCGCGCCUGUCCUCCCACGACGAACCCAUUCUCGAAACCCUAGGCCGCUCAUUCGACUCCGACGGAGGCCUCAGCCAAUUCUACCCCCACCUUGUUUCCGCAUUGGAACUCGUCGAGGAUACCUCCGAGGAGGAGGAGGAGGAGGCGAUGAUCUCCGGAAAUGCCCGGGGCGGUGGAGGGUCUGAAUUCGAGCGGGGGGCGGUCGUUGAGGAGCCUGCCGACGACGACGACGGUGGGAUCGGGCUCGUGCUUGGCCGCCUGGGCGGGUUGACCCUCGAUCCGCGGCCGGUCGUUGGUGGCUUCGAGGGCCUGGUGGACGCCGUUGAGGAGGCCACCAGCGAGGACGACAUGGGCGAGGUGGGUCAUGUGGGUGGGCUCAUGCUCAGCGGGUUCGACCUCGUCGCGCCACAGGCCGUCACGCGGCCCUUCCGGAUGGUGGUGGGUGGCGAGGACACCGACUCUGACGACGCCGACUGGAACCUCGUCGAUGUGCUCGCGGGGCGCGUCGGGGAGGCUGCACGGCGGCUGCCGGCAUCCCGUGCGGUGGUGGACGGCUUACCGGAGGUUGCGCUCAGCGAUGAGGAGGCCUCGCACGGCUGCGCUGUGUGCAAGGAUGGCAUUGCUGCGGGGCAGAGUGUCCUCAGGCUCCCCUGCAGGCACUACUUCCAUGGAGAGUGCAUCCGCCCGUGGCUUGCCAUCAGGAACACUUGCCCUGUGUGCCGAUUUGAGCUCCCAACGGGUGAUGCUGAUCAUGAUUGGCGACGGAGCAGGACUGGUGUGGUGUCUGUGGCGCAACAGAGCGCACCAGCGCAGAGUGGAGGCCCAGGCGCUGGCAGUGGAUCCACAGUAGGUGCAGGAGAUGAUGCAACUGAAUGCUCGGGAGAAAAUCGACCUGAGCAAGGCACAUCUUGAUGAGGCGGCAGACUGACUGAUGCCGGCAAACAGGAUUGCAAACUAACCAACUGAAGGCGACUUCCUGUCAGCGGCACUAAGAAGAUAACGUGCCAGUGUUUAACAUCUGGCCACUGAUCAUUAACUUGUUUUUAUGGCAGUGUUGUGAAUUUGUUCAACCUCUGUAGCUUUGAUCUACUCAGUUUCUAGUCCAAAUUCAGUAGCCUUUUCACCUUCUCUUAAUUUAUGUUUGGAAUGCUGUGCUCUAAUGGGAUGGGAUGGGAUCCCCCGGUGAUGCCAGUGCCCAGUAGGCUCUGCAGAACUGAGUGAGAGAUCUCUCAUAAGGGAGUAGGAGCCUCCCAUCAUCUCAGACUCUUCAUGGCAUCCAAUGAACUGAUAAAUUUCUGGAGUUUCAAUUGUAUAAACUCAGCCCAUUCAGGUUUUGCAUGCUUUUUUUUCCACA
Sorghum bicolor (sorghum) is the source of this 1680-nucleotide messenger RNA. RefSeq names its product E3 ubiquitin-protein ligase AIP2. Lineage: Eukaryota; Viridiplantae; Streptophyta; Magnoliopsida; Poales; Poaceae. Gene Ontology annotation, biological process: protein ubiquitination. The coding region runs from base 75 to 1238 and encodes 387 amino acids. Gene Ontology annotation, molecular function: ubiquitin protein ligase activity; zinc ion binding. Gene Ontology annotation, cellular component: cytoplasm. The transcript is spliced from 2 exons. The record is from RefSeq and is a predicted model, not a curated record.